AUGAGGAUCCUAUCGUGGAACUGCCGCGGGCUUGGGAACCUGGCGGCAGUGCGGGCCCUACGUGGGCUCAUCCACUCUGAAGCUCCUGAUGUUGUGUUUCUCAUGGAAACAAAACAGUAUUCGGCGGAAAUGUUAAAACAUCGUGGUAUGGGGGUCUUGGUAAUAUUUUCCCGGUCCAAUGUGCGGGCCGUGGAAGAUCGAGAGCUGGUGGUGAAUGCUAUUUAUGGUUAUCCCGAGGCCCAGAAUAAAUGGAGGACAUGGCAGAUGGUUAGACGAGACAAACCUGUGGAUGUAAUCCCAUGGCUUUGCAUUGGUGACUUUAAUAAUAUACUUUCCCCAUCUGACAAGCUUGGGGGUGACCCACCUGACUUUAAUCAGAUCCAGGUGGCGAACCGAGCUUGUGUAGAUUGUGGGCUUAACAUGGUGGAUUCUUCAGGAAAUACUUUUACUUGGGUAAACAACCGAACUGAUCACACGAGGGUUGAGGAGAGGCUGGAUUAUGCCUUGAUUAACACUGCUUGGGCGGAGUUAUGGCCAGUCACACGAGUUGCUCACUUGAUUCGACAUCAGUCGGACCAUAGCCCAAUUAUUCUACACAGUGGUGUGCGCAGAGCAGAGGAAUGUGCUGAAAUAGUGGCAGAGGGAUGGAGCAGGCGGCACAAUACAGUGAUUGACAGAAUUGAGAAUGUGGGGAGAACCCUAAACUCGUGGGGUAAGGAAAAAUAUGGUGAGCUACCAAAGAGGAUUGCAGACACCAGAGGCCUCCUCAAAAGGCUCCAAGAAGGUGUGCAAAUGAACCAGGUGCUGACUGAGACGAGAGUGGUGGAAAAAAAUCUAGAUGACCUGUUGAAACAAGAAGAAAUUGUAUGGGGUCAGCGCUCACGUGCUAACUGGUUGAAACAUGGGGAUAGAAAUACCAGAUUUUUCCAUACAAAGGCCACUGAGAGGCGUAAACGAAAUUUGAUAGAGGAGAUACAGGAUGAUAAUGGGAGGAAAUCUGUGCAGAAUGAUGACAUUGCCCGAGUGUUACGAGCAUACUUUGAGGGGAUCUUCACAUCAUCUAACCCUUCAGGCAUUGAGGAGGUUGCUUCCUUAGUUGACGGCAGAGUGACUGAUGCCCACAGGAGGAUACUUACUGUGGCUUUCUCGCGCGAGGAAAUUGAAGAAGCACUCUUCCAAAUGCAUCCUACGAAGGCACCGGGAUUGGACGGCUUUCCGGCUCUGUUCUUUCAGAAGUUCUGGAAUAUUGUUGGUGAUGAUGUCUCUAAUUUCUGCUUGCAGGUUCUCAAUGGUGAGCUAUCCCCAGGUAUUGUCAACCAAACUUUACUUGUCUUGAUCCCAAAGGUUAAGAAAGCGGUGUGCGCUAACCAGUAUAGGCCGAUUAGCCUUUGUAAUGUCAUUUUUAAAUUGAUUACCAAAACAAUUGCUAAUCGUCUAAAACUUAUUUUGAAUGAUCUAAUUUGUGAAGCUCAAAGCACUUUUGUUCCAGGUCGUUUAAUCACGGACAAUGCUUUAAUCGCCUUCGAAUGCUUCCAUUACAUGAAGAAGAAAGUCACAGGAAGGAAUGGGAUGAUGGCCCUAAAGCUUGAUAUGUCGAAGGCUUAUGAUAGAGUGGAGUGGCCUUUUUUGAGAGGUAUUCUCACCCAUAUGGGUUUUCCUACACAAUGGGUUGAGCUUAUAAUGUCUUGUGUUACCACAGUUAAUUUUUCAAUUACGGUUAAUGGUAACCCGCAACCGACUUUCGCACCUCAUCGAGGUUUGCGACAAGGAGAUCCUCUUUCUCCUUACUUAUUUAUUUUAUGUGGAGAAGCUUUUUCAGCUUUAAUUCAGCGUGCUAUAGUUAAUUCUACUUUACAUGGCGUGAAGAUUGCCCGAUCUGCGCCUGUUAUCUCACAUCUCUUGUUUGCAGAUGACAGUAUUCUUUUUGCCCGAGCGUCGGUUCAGGAAGCAGAAUGUGUGAAAACCAUUCUGGCAACCUAUGAACGCGCUUCUGGGCAGGUAAUAAAUUUGGACAAGUCCAUGCUUUCUGUUAGCCGUAAUGUGCUAGAGAACCGUUAUUAUGAGCUACAACAGCUAUUGAAUGUGAAGGCAGUUGAAAGUUAUGAUAAGUACUUGGGGCUCCCUACCAUCAUUGGGAAGUCGAAAAACCAAAUUUUCCAGUUUGUGAAAGAGAGGGUCUGGAAGAAGCUCAAGGGAUGGAAAGAGAAGACUAUGUCUAGGGCAGGGCGAGAGGUGCUAAUUAAAGCUGUAGCACAGGCAAUACCUUCAUAUGUUAUGUCAUGCUUUCUUUUACCGGAUGGCCUCUGCCAUGAGAUUGAGAGUAUGAUUUCACGAUUUUAUUGGGGAGGAGAUGUUACGCGUCGUGGUAUUCACUGGGUCAAGUGGGGAACUUUGUGCCAGCCUAAGCAGGACGGCGGACUCGGUUUCAGGGAUUUUAAAUCUUUUAAUCUAGCUUUGGUGGCAAAGAACUGGUGGCGAAUCUUUAAUGGCCCAGACUCUCUCCUUGGUAGAGUUUUUAAAGCGGUAUACUUCCCAGCUCAAUCAAUGAUUGGUGCCAAAAAAGGUUAUCGCCCGAGUUUUGCCUGGUCUAGUAUUUUGAAGACGGCUGAUAUGGUCCAAAAGGGGAAUGCAUGGAGAAUUGGAAAUGGCAGCAGUGUUCGAAUUUGGGAUGAUAAUUGGCUCCCUCAUGGUGCUCCAAUUAAUUAUAGACAUGAUGUGGUGGAGGAGCUCCAAAUUAAGUUUGUGUCUGAUCUACUUCAAGCGGACAGGAGAGCUUGGAACAAGGAAUUGGUGGAAUGGACCUUCUGUCCAGCUACUGCAGCUCGCAUAUUGGCUGUCCCUCUACCCAAUAAUCCAGCUGAUGAUCUUCUAUACUGGAUGGGAACGUCCGAUGGCUUCUAUACGGCGAAUUCCGGGUACAUUUUCCUCCAACAAUUAUCUUGUCAGGCUUCCACGUCUUCUUCUACGUCUGCUGGUGCUUGCUUUGGGACGGGGCUGUGGCGGAAAUUCUGGAAGGCAAAGUCUUUACCCCGGGUAAAAGAGGUUGCUUGGAGGGUGUGUGUUGGGGCGCUGCCAACUCGCAUGCACUUGCGGAACAGACAGGUUGAUGUGGAUCCAUGUUGUCCAGUUUGUGGGGAGGAGGAUGAGACGAUUGAGCAUCUCUUCCUUCGUUGUCAUGUCUCCAGGAGCUGUUGGUUUGUCAAGCUCGGGGUAAGGAUUGAUCCAGGUACACUCUUCACUGAUUUCAUGCGUGAGGUGCUCCAACAGCGGGAUAGUUGGGUUGUGGCUGAGGUGCAAAACAUGAUAUAUUGUUUGUGGGAGGCUAGAAACCGGUGGCUGUUUGAGGAGAGAAAGUUUGAUUUUGCAACGGUAAUUGCUCGCACACAAACGCUGGGGAUAGUGGCUCCGGCCACAGCUCAUGCAGGUGAGGAGCCACGACAUGGGAAGGCUACUUGGAGUAGACCAGCAGCUUCAGUUAUUAAGGUUAAUGUUGAUGCCUCAAUGGGAAGGGAUAAUCUAGCUGGUUUCGGGUUUGUGGCUCGUGAUGGUGACGGAGAAAUUCUUGCAGCAGGAUCGAAGUACCCAUCGGUGGCAUCGUCCUCAACUAUAGCAGAAGCUCUUGGCCUCCGGUGGGUGAUGGAGAUUUCUUCCCAAUUGGGGUUCCGACGAGUUCAGUUUGAGACGGACUCUUUGCAGUUGUACUACGCUUGGAAGAAAGGCACGGGGAGAUCUGUUUUAUUUUCUGUUAUUCAUGACUGUAUUAGUUUUUUGCGUUUCUUUGACUUUGUUGAUUUAUCCUUUGUCCGUAGACAAGGAAAUGCUUGCGCUGAUUUCAUGGCUCGGAACGCCUCUACCCUUUCCGAUGUGAUUUGGAUAGAGGAGGGCCCUCCGGGUUUGUUUUGCCUCUUGCAGGCGGAUCUUUUGGCUUCUAUGCCGGUUUUGAGUUGA
This is a messenger RNA of Lotus japonicus, 3948 nucleotides long. RefSeq lists its product as uncharacterized. Gene Ontology annotation, molecular function: nucleic acid binding; RNA-DNA hybrid ribonuclease activity. Bases 1 to 3948 code for a protein of 1315 amino acids. Lineage: Eukaryota; Viridiplantae; Streptophyta; Magnoliopsida; Fabales; Fabaceae. The record is from RefSeq and is a predicted model, not a curated record. The transcript is spliced from 3 exons.